GGAAAUCCCAUAUUUGAAACAGGAAAAACCCCAUUUCUUUCUUUUUGCUCAUUCACGCUUCUUCUGCAUAUCCUCCACAUAAGAGUAUUUCUCUCCGCUGAUCGCCGGGAAAUUGCCAUUCUUGUCUCCAACCAACCACUCAACUCCACCAUUAACGUGGCAGCCAGCAGGAACUUGGUUGGAUUCAAUCCAGGACAACAAGAUAACAAAUGAGUGCUGGUGGUUCGUUUGGUGGGACUAGAGGGGCGAGACCUGUGCCACCAGAAAAAGGAGUCUUUCCUCUAGAUCAUAUGCAUGAAUGCGACUUGGAGAAAAAAGAGUAUCUCAGCUGUCUAAAAGCCUCUGGCCAUAAUUCAGAAAAAUGUAGAGAAUUUUCAAAGAAAUACUUGGAAUGUCGAAUGGAGAAGAACUUAAUGGCAAAGCAAGAUAUGUCCGAGCUUGGGUUUGGCAAGGACCACGAAACCGAAACUUCUGAAGGAUACGAGAAGGACAAAAUAGACCAGUGAUUGUGAUUCUUUGUUAUUAUACGAGCGAGACUUGUGUUGGCAGCCAAAUUACGCGGGAAUUAGUUGAAGUCGAGGGGUUUUGCUUUGGCUCUACAGAUGCAUUCUUUUGCUGUAGGCUGUAUUACAUAAUCAAAGCAACUCAAGAUGAACCCUAAUUGCAACAUAGGACGGAGGCUACACAACUUCUGCUCUGUUAGGCUUAAAUAUGACAAUGUACAACAUCUAAUUCUAAAAUAGAAACCGGUCUAGUACAUGUCCCACUUGUGAUAUACUCAUCUGUCUCCUUGCUUUUGCUACCUUGCAAAAAUGAAAAUGAGAGUUUUUUGUGUAUUGUGUAGCAAAACAAAUUAGCAAAAGGAGUAAUUUUCCCAUUUUGAACGCAUCUUUCGACAUUCCAUAAUAUUAUUUGUUCAUGUGUAGUUCUAUAUGUUGAAUUGGUAUGAUUUUAUUUUACCAUCGUA
This is a messenger RNA of Amaranthus tricolor (Joseph's coat), 967 nucleotides long. RefSeq lists its product as uncharacterized. NCBI's taxonomy places the organism in Eukaryota, Viridiplantae, Streptophyta, Magnoliopsida, Caryophyllales, Amaranthaceae. The record is from RefSeq and is a predicted model, not a curated record. Bases 210 to 506 code for a protein of 98 amino acids. The transcript has 5 exons.